This is a messenger RNA of Aspergillus oryzae RIB40, 951 nucleotides long. RefSeq names its product ubiquinol--cytochrome-c reductase catalytic subunit CYT1. Gene Ontology annotation, biological process: mitochondrial electron transport, ubiquinol to cytochrome c. The coding region runs from base 1 to 951 and encodes 316 amino acids. The transcript has 5 exons. Gene Ontology annotation, molecular function: heme binding; electron transfer activity. The record is from RefSeq and is a predicted model, not a curated record. NCBI's taxonomy places the organism in Eukaryota, Fungi, Ascomycota, Eurotiomycetes, Eurotiales, Aspergillaceae.
AUGCUGGCACGUACUGUCUCGCGCAGCGUGCCCUUCCGGGGUAUCGCACGGCAGUCCUUGAACAGAGCAUCCACGCGUGCGUCUUCUUCCGCCGCCGGUGCCGAAUCCGCCAGCUCCCCCUUCCACCUCACAGUCACUGCGUCCGUCGCAACCGCCGUCGCCGUCGGAUCCGCCGCCUAUCUCUAUGGACAGGAAGCUUUUGCAUCGACCCCUGCUGAAGAAGGGUUGCACCCUACCAACUACCCUUGGGAACAUGCCAAGUGGAACAAGACCUUCGAUCAUGCGGCCCUCCGUCGUGGUUUCCAGGUCUACCGUGAAGUCUGCGCUUCCUGCCACUCCUUGACUCGUGUUCCCUGGCGUUCGUUCGUUGGUGUCAUGCACACCGUCGAUGAGAUGAAGGCCAUGGCUGAGGAGAACGAAUACGACACCGAGCCCAACGACCAGGGCGAGAUCGAGAAGCGUCCCGGAAAGCUGUCGGACUACAUCCCUGCUCCUUACAAGAACGAGGAGGCUGCCCGGGCUGCCAACGGUGGUGCUCUGCCCCCUGAUCUUAGCUUGAUCGUCAAGGGCCGUCACGGUGGCUGCAACUACAUCUUCAGUCUGUUGACUGGUUACCCCGACGAGCCCCCAGCUGGUGCCACUGUCCAGGAGGGCAUGAACUUCAACCCUUACUUCCCUGGAACCGCUAUUGCCAUGGGUCGUGUCCUCUUCGAUGGUGUUGUUGAGUACGAGGACGGCACUCCUGCCACCACCUCCCAGAUGGCUAAGGACGUUGUUGAAUUCCUCAACUGGGCUGCCGAGCCUGAGAUGGACGACCGUAAGAAGAUGGGUGUCAAGGCCAUUGCCCUCCUUACCGGUCUCUUCGCUGUCAGCGUCUGGGUUAAGCGUUACAAGUGGUCUCCGAUCAAGACAAGGAAGAUUGUGUACAGCCCCCCUGUCUCCCGGCGCUGA